Messenger RNA from Pyrgilauda ruficollis (rufous-necked snowfinch), 2917 nucleotides. RefSeq names its product nudE neurodevelopment protein 1 like 1 (gene NDEL1). NCBI's taxonomy places the organism in Eukaryota, Metazoa, Chordata, Aves, Passeriformes, Passeridae. Gene Ontology annotation, biological process: regulation of neuron projection development; microtubule nucleation; centrosome localization. The coding region runs from base 293 to 1318 and encodes 341 amino acids. The record is from RefSeq and is a predicted model, not a curated record. Gene Ontology annotation, cellular component: kinetochore; kinesin complex; centrosome. The transcript has 9 exons. Gene Ontology annotation, molecular function: microtubule binding.
GAUUUCUUCUGCUUUUGUGCCCAUGAAUCAGCAAAAAGGGGGAAGAGGAAGAAGAGCUGGCUGUGGACAGUCCUUGCUGCUGUGCUGGCAGCUCUGGAUGGUGCCAGCAUUGGUGACGGUGUCAUUGCCUCCGAGAAGGGGGGACUGGCAGCCAGCAGGCACUUGGACAUUUUGUGAUAGCCAGAGUGGCUGUUAUCUCGAGAGCUGAAGGCCAGAUGUGAGCUUGGCAGAGCUUCUUGAUCAAGUCCUGUUUUGAGCUGGUUGCUUGUUAAUUCCAAAGGUCGUGUUGAUCAUGGACAGUGAAGAAAUCCCUACUUUUUCGAGUCCAAAGGAGGAAACUGCCUACUGGAAAGAGCUUUCCUUGAAGUACAAGCAAAGCUUCCAGGAGGCUCGUGAAGAGCUGGCUGAAUUCCAGGAGGGAAGCAGGGAAUUAGAAGCUGAGUUGGAGGCACAGCUAGUGCAAGCUGAGCAGAGGAACAGAGAUUUGCAAGCAGAUAACCAAAGACUGAAAUAUGAAGUGGAAACAUUAAAGGAGAAACUGGAGCACCAGUAUGCCCAGAGUUACAAGCAGGUGUCGUUGUUGGAGGAUGACCUGAGCCAGACAAGGGCCAUCAAAGAUCAGCUGCACAAAUAUGUGAGGGAGCUGGAGCAGGCCAACGAUGACCUGGAACGUGCCAAGAGGGCAACAAUAGUUUCAUUGGAAGACUUUGAACAAAGGCUGAACCAAGCUAUUGAGAGAAAUGCAUUUUUAGAAAGUGAACUGGAUGACAAGGAGUCAUUGCUGGUCUCUGUACAGAGAUUAAAGGAUGAAGCAAGAGACCUGCGGCAGGAGCUGGCUGUGAGGGAAAGGCAGCAGGAGGUGACAAGGAAAUCAGCACCCAGCUCCCCCACUCUGGACUGUGAGAAGAUGGAUUCAGCUGUCCAGGCCUCUCUCUCCUUGCCAGCUACACCCGUUGGAAAAGGAUCAGAAAAUAGUUUUCCUUCCCCAAAAGCUAUACCAAAUGGGUUUGGUACCAGCCCACUCACUCCCUCAGCUCGAAUAUCUGCACUCAACAUCGUGGGAGAUCUGCUACGCAAAGUGGGGGCCUUAGAAUCCAAACUAGCUGCUUGCAGGAAUUUUGCGAAGGACCAGGCAUCACGGAAAUCCUACAUUUCAGGGAACGUCGGCAGCGCCGUGCUGAGCAGCAACGGCACAAAGUACCCAGGGCACACGUCCUUCUUUGACAAGGGGGCAGUGAACGGCUUUGACCAAGGGCCCCCCGGCCUGGGGGGCUCCCGACCGUCCUCGGCGCCGGGAAUGCUCCCCCUGAGCGUAUGAGCCCGCAGGGGCUUGGACUCGGAUGCUUUUCUCAGCCCAGCUCGAGAAGAACUGCUCCUGAUUCCUCCCCCUUCCCACUGGAACAUGACCCCGAGAGGAGACCCCGAGCCCACGGCCCUCCAUGUCCUGUCAAUACAGUUUGUUUUCUGCUGUCGCUGUAGUGGACGUUCUCUGCCCCGGCCCCACCAGCUGCCACCCUCUGCUGUGCUUGGGGACACCGAGUCCUGCUCUGCUUGGGGACACCGAGUCCUGCUGUGCUUGGGGACAGGCAAGUUUGGGGACACAGAGUCCUGCUCUAUUUGGGGACAGGCAGGUCUGGGGACACCGAGUCCUGCUCUGUCUGGGGGACAGGCAAGUCUGGGGACACCAAGUCCUACUGUGCUUGGGACACAGAGUCCUGCUCUGUUUGGGGACAGGCAAGUCUGGGGACACCGAGUCCUGCUCUGUUUGGGGGACAGACAAGUUUGGGGACACCAAGUCCUGCUGUGCCUGGGGACAGGCCCAGCCUCGCCCCCUUGGCUUUCCCUCUCCUCUCAGUGUGACAGAGCCUUGGCUGCUCCUCUGACAGCUCCCCUGUCCCUGUCCCUGUCCCUGCCAGGCCCUGCAGCUGCUGCUCUCAGACCUCUGGAAGUGCCCUGGGCUGGCCAGCGGUGGCCCUGGGGCCGUUGGCACUCGGGAGCCAGCCCCAGGUGCUGUCUCAGGGGCAGCUGCACCCGGGGCACUCAGAGCAGGGCUGGGUGAGCAGCUCCAGCCUGGCCAGGCCGGCUCCAUCCCCGCUGGACAGCUGGACACACACACAGAGCCAGGCUCUGUGCCCAUCCCAGCCCCCAAAUGCCUUGGCAGGGCCUGGCAUGGCUGAGAUGCUCUCCCUGGGGCCCUGCCCUGGUGCAGGAUGGCAGUGCUGUGUCCAGGGGCUCAGGUGUCCCCAGGGCUGCCCCUCAGCUCCCUGGCCUCUGUCCCUCACCCCACACACAGCGACCCCAUGGGAGCUUUAGGAAGCUGCUGCUCCCCCUGGCCCCAGGAGCCCCCUGCCCAUCACCCCUGUGCUGUAGGACUGGACUGUGCAGCCUCACCUGCUGCCUGCUGUGACAGUUUGGGGCCACUGAACCUUGUGGGUCUUUCAAGCGACACAUUUGUGUGGUUUCUCUGUCCAUGUGCCUCAGAGUCAGUGGAUUUUUAUUCUGAACCAGCAAAUGGAGCCAGGGUUGGAGCUGAGGGUUCAGCAGUUGUUGGUCAGGGGCUCUGCAGUUCCCAGGUGGUUGAGUUACAGAUGCUGAGAAAAAAACCCCACUGGCCCAGCAGUGGAGGUGGGAUUGUCCCUUUGCCAUUAGGGUUUGUAUGGUCCUUCCUUCCUGUGCAUCCUCUGCUGCAUUUGACUGUUUACAUUUGUUUUAUUGUACAUAGAUUUGUAAACAUAAUACCUUUGCCUGAGGUCUUUGUACAUAACUUGGGCUUUGUAGCUUUAUUUAUUCAGCCUCUCUCUGGCAUGUUUCCAUAGGAUGUACCGUUCCACCCUGGUGCCACUGACAUGAUGUGGUUUCGAAAGAAUGAAAACAAAUGAGAGUAAUCUUCCAAAAAUAAAGUUCUUUUAAUGUGGAA